AUGGCUGAUAACGUACCCGCCCAAACUCCUUCGACUCUCCCUCCGCCUCCGCAAGCCUCUGCUCCUCCAGGUCAGCAGUACGAUGGGGCUCAGGGCAAUGGCCAGGCCAAUCCUUCCCAUAUGCCGCCGCCGCCUCGUCCUCCAGUCGUGAUCCCUCAGAAUACCAACCCUAUUCCUACGGCGAUCACUUCUCCGAUGUCUGGCAAUAUGAUGUCCCCUACCAGCGCCGGCGGGUACGUGCGCCGGGCUGCCCCAGAGCCAAAUAAGAGAGCCCUUUAUGUCGGUGGUCUCGAUCCCCGGGUGACUGAAGAUAUUUUGAAGCAAAUCUUUGAAACUACUGGGCAUGUCAUCAGCGUGAAGAUCAUUCCCGAUAAAAACAAGUUUAACAGCAAAGGGUACAACUACGGCUUUGUUGAGUUUGACGACCCUGGCGCUGCCGAGCGGGCCAUGCAGACUCUCAACGGGCGCCGCAUCCACCAGUCGGAAAUCCGUGUCAACUGGGCUUAUCAGUCCAACACCCUGAGCAAGGAAGAUACCUCGAACCACUUCCACAUUUUCGUUGGAGAUUUGAGCAACGAAGUUAAUGACGAAAUUCUCACCCAGGCUUUCUCAGCCUUCGGCUCAGUUUCUGAGGCACGUGUCAUGUGGGAUAUGAAAACGGGUCGGUCCCGUGGCUACGGCUUUGUCGCCUUCCGCGACCGUGCGGAUGCAGACAAAGCGUUGAGCUCAAUGGAUGGCGAGUGGCUCGGAUCUCGUGCCAUUCGUUGCAACUGGGCGAAUCAGAAAGGACAGCCAUCUAUCUCUCAGCAACAGGCGAUGGCGGCGAUGGGAAUGACCCCGACAACGGCUUUCGGACAUCAUCACUUCCCUACUCAUGGCAUUCAGAGCUACGAUAUGGUUAUCCAGCAAACCCCACAGUGGCAGACCACGUGCUAUGUGGGUAACCUGACUCCUUACACCACGCAGAACGACCUUGUCCCCCUGUUCCAGAACUUCGGCUAUGUUCUAGAAACUCGUCUUCAAGCAGAUCGAGGAUUUGCAUUCAUUAAGAUGGAUACUCACGAAAAUGCUGCUAUGGCUAUCUGCCAGUUAAACGGGUACAAUGUUAACGGGCGUCCUCUGAAAUGCAGCUGGGGUAAGGAUCGCCCCCCUACUGGUCAAUUCGACAAUUUCUCCGGUCAACAGGGCACUUCGCCCUUUAACAACAGCCCGGCCCCGUAUUUCCCUCAGUACGGCGGACCCGGCGGACCUAUGACUCCUCAAGGUCCCAACUCAGCUGGAAGAGGCUGGGAUCAGUCCGGAAUGGCGGGUCAGAACUAUGGCCAGGUCCCAGGAAACGCAGGUUACGGCCGCGGACAGGCUACUCCUGCGUCUGGCUGGAACCAGGCCAACAACGCCAAUUUUGGGAAUGGCUUUGGAGGCUACCAAGCUAUGCAUCUUGCGCCAAUGGAAGAUGCAAGUGACAACGGCAGGGUGGCACUAUCGCUGGAUAACGAUGAUCAACUCUCCGGGCGAACGCGCUCCGGGAGCGCAAGCAGCGGGCACAAGCGCAGCUCAUCCGGCUCACUAUUGUCGAAACUUUCGUUCCUCCGCAUGAUCCAAGCGACUCAUAACACUCCAGAGCGAGCCCAUUCCGGCAUUGACGGAAACGAUGGCGACGGUUUCACCUCCAGUGCACGAGGCGGCAGGGCAAUGGCUAGUGCGCUACAACAACGACGGACACGAAGGAGAAGGGGUUCGCUACGGAAAACCGCCCUACUAGGCACGCGAUUUGAAUACCGUGAUAAGAAAACGACUCGAGCACCGAUUGACGUACCACGCGCAGACGCCCUUGGGCAACAGCAGCAAACAGAGCAGCAACAGCAACUCCCCCCAGGCUCACGGAUACAACAACCGUUCCCUGAUCCAAUACCUCCGGAGAAUAAUGUCGCACCUCAUAGAAGUACGGAACAAGGUAGUCGGGAGGAUGAUGCGGCAUGGGAAGGUUUCAUGAACGCGCCGUUGAAGUCGCUGGAUAAGUCUGCUCAGCACAACCGGCAGAAUCGCUCCAAAGGUAGCGUCCUUGGUGGAGAAGUGACUACCGAUGACGAGGAUAUCGUGUCCUUUUCUCGUCUGAAGAAUACAAAUGCCGCUGUUGCUGCCGCCGCCGGCUUACAUCUUCAAUCGGCUUCUUCGAGCUCUGACUCCUAUUUUGCGCUUUCGGCGGACUCAACGUACCGAGCUAUGCAUCGCACCAAGUCUCCGCUUGCCACCCAUGCGGUUGGUAUAGCCAGUAAUCAGGAUAUGAGCUGGGAUUAUUCGGAAACAGAGUGGUGGGGCUGGAUUAUCCUGAUAGUGACUUGGCUUGUUUUUGUCAUGGGGAUGGGCAGUUGCUUUGGUGUCUGGAAAUGGGCUUGGGAUGUUGGAGAGACUCCUUACGCACCUCCCGAACUGGAGGAUGAUAAUACCCUUCCAAUUGUUGGGUAUUAUCCUGCUCUGAUCAUCAUGACGGCCGUCAUGUCGUGGGUAUGGGUCGUGGUUGCAUGGGUAGGCAUGAAAUAUUUUAAGCAUGCCAAUAUUUCGGGUGACGAUACAUAA
This is a messenger RNA of Aspergillus alliaceus, 2577 nucleotides long. RefSeq lists its product as uncharacterized. The record is from RefSeq and is a predicted model, not a curated record. Lineage: Eukaryota; Fungi; Ascomycota; Eurotiomycetes; Eurotiales; Aspergillaceae. Gene Ontology annotation, molecular function: RNA binding. The transcript has 7 exons. Bases 1 to 2577 code for a protein of 858 amino acids.